Brassicogethes aeneus is the source of this 756-nucleotide messenger RNA. The record is from the annotation of a GenBank genome assembly. Lineage: Eukaryota; Metazoa; Arthropoda; Insecta; Coleoptera; Nitidulidae.
AUGUUGACGGUAUUCUUGGAAUUUCUUGAAAUUCAUGUCUGGAAUCAACAAGACGAACCGCUAGCGCGCUCUAAAUGGAUUUACCCCUCAUCAACAUCAGCUGUUAGGCCUAUUAGAAGUUCGAAAGGUCCACUUUUAUCACUACCAUCUACAUCUAUAGAAAGUUCUGAUGAAUUGAACGAUCCAAGCUGCGUGAGCGAUGACGACUUCAUUUCAAAAAAUUAUUUCCAACCGAGACCAUUGAAUCAAAACGAGCUUAGUGAUGUAAUUAGAGACCUUGGGCUGUCGAAGACUUCUUUCAAAUUACUAGCUUCCUGGUUGAAAGAGAGACAUCUUAUAACUAAAGAAACUAAAGUUUCGUAUUACCGCACUCGAGAAAAAAACUUUGUUCCUUUUUUCGCUGAAGAGGAUGAUUUUGUGUAUUGCACUGAUCUUUCUGGUUUGAUGACUGCCAUGGGUUUACAGAGAUAUGAUUCAAACGAAUGGCGUUUAUUUAUCGACUCGUCAAAACGCAGUUUAAAGUGUGUACUAUUGAAUAAUGGAAAUAAACUAGGCUCCUUACCGAUCGCACAUUCAACUAAACUUAAGGAAGAAUACCCUACAAUUGCAAUAGUCCUGAAGAAGAUAAAGUAUAACGAACAUAAAUGGAUAAUUUGCGUUGAUCUUAAGAUGGUUAAUUUCCUUUUAGGCCAACAAAGCGGCUAUACUAAAUAUCCCUGCUUUAUAUGUUUAUGGGAUAGCAGAGUUAAAUCAUAA